This is a messenger RNA of Micromonas commoda, 3993 nucleotides long. RefSeq lists its product with no specific name. Bases 1 to 3993 code for a protein of 1330 amino acids. The record is from RefSeq and is a predicted model, not a curated record. The transcript has a single exon. NCBI's taxonomy places the organism in Eukaryota, Viridiplantae, Chlorophyta, Mamiellophyceae, Mamiellales, Mamiellaceae.
AUGGAGGGUUCGCGGCGGUCCAUCAUCUCAUUCCUCACCCUCUUGGUGGCGGCGAUCUCUCCCGGGGUGCAAUGCGCCUCAUCGGAUUCGUGGGUAACGCCGCAGACGGCGGGGAAGAUGACGCAUGUCAUGACCCUCCCGCGCGAGAUAGUGCAGGCGACGCCGUCGGCGUGUCCGUGGGACGAACCGGGGCUCGUCGCGUGGACGCCCCCGAGUGGCGCGGCGCCAGACUACACGCUGCCCGCGAACUCAAAGGUACUCAUCGACGCGGACGCCACCGUCGGAAACGUCGUCAUCCCCACGGACUCCGAGCUCGUGUUUGCGAACGCCGACGUCGAGCUCAACGCCGCGAGCAUUUCGGUCCUCGGGAAGCUUCGCAUCGGCUCGCGAACCUGUCGCUUCGGGUCCACCAAGACCGCGCGCAUCACCCUGACUGGCGCGGCGUCCGAUCCGGCUGCGUCGUCGGCGCUCCACAAGGGGAUCGUCGCGUCGGGGUCGGGGUCGGUCGAGAUGUACGGCGCGCUGCGUCAGCCCACGUGGACGAGACUGGCGACCACGGCGGCGGCGGGUGACACCACGAUUGUGCUGUACGAAUGCGUCGAGUGGGCGGCGGGCGACGUCCUGCUCAUCACCACCACCCACGCAGAGGACCAUCGCCGACACAACAUGAACGAAAAGCGAACAAUAUCCGCGGUCGAGUGCGACGAGCGGACGGUUGAGGGAGCGACGCAUUCGUUCGGUAAGGUGACGCUCGCGUCGGCGCUAUCGUAUUCGCACUACGCAGCCCGCGGCGAGUACCAGGCGGAGGUGGCGCUGCUCUCGCGAAACGUGGUCGUUCGGGGCGACGCAACCUCAGUACCGACCGAUGCCCAGCCCGCUAACACGAUUUGUGCCGACACCAAACGCUCCGACGUCCCUUGCGCCCCGUCCUACACUUGCGAAGUAGGCGGGACGCCCUCGAGUAACUGCGGCCCGUAUUAUCUCACCGGUCACGGCGGCCACCUCAUGGCUGGCGACUCGAGCACGGCGAAGAUCUCGAGCGUUGAGUUUCACCGGAUGGGUCGCACUAACGAGGUCGGUCGGUAUCCCGUCCACCUGCACAUGCUCGGGACGGGUGGCGUCGACAGUUUCGUAUCCGACUGCUCGGUGCACGAGAGCUACUACCGCGCGUUUGUGGUUCACUCGACCAACAACACGCUGGUCACCAGAAACGUGGCCUACGACGUCAUCGGACACGCCUUUUACCUCGAAUCGGGCGAGGAAGAGGCCAACGAGAUAAGCUUCAACCUCGGCUCCCACGUCCACCCCAUCGGCUUUGCAGAGGAUAUGACGGGCCAGAACACGAACGAUGAAUUCCAAGAGGACGCCAGCCAUCCCGCGGUGAUUCCUGCAGACGUGGCCGCGUCGCCAUUCUACUUCUCUAACCUUCAGAACAACAUCACUGGCAAUGCCGUCGCCGGCGGGGGAUUCGCUGGGUUCACCAUGGUGGGUUUCCGAAAGGUGAUCAACGGCGGGUCGUUCACACCGAGCGAUUACGUCCCCGAGGACAGACCAACAAUGGAAGAUGGGUUCUACGGCAACUCUUGUAGGAGCGUCGGCUGGUUCUGGAACCUGGCUCCGUGCUUCUACGUCGGUGGGAUGCUAUACGAGGAUGCAGGCGACAGCAACAAGCUCAAAUAUGUCCCAGCCCGCGUUACGAGUAGCUCUGACAAGAGGCAUCCUAAAUCCAUCGUGGACGGAACCGACACGUGGAAUAUUUUUGUGAACUCAAGGGCUGCGCUGUGCCCGGUGGCCAACGGAGAUUGGAACGUCCGAGGCCGGUGGUACAAUGUUGACGUGGUUGAUAUAGGCGACCGAUCCAUGAACGCCUUUGGGGAGCAAAGCUUCCGUAACGUGUACCUGAAGUGCCGAACUGAUAACACAGACGGGACUGCAACGAUGAGUCCGGCGACAACCCUCCACGAGAAGAUGUGGCCCGACAUGAAGUUCAAGGGCUUCCGCAGCUACGACACGGGACAGAAACAUCUUGUCGAGGACUGGAUCGUCGAUUGUGGCUCUCAGGCGAGCCCCUUGAUGGACACCUAUGAGAUCAGGAGGGCGCAGAUCUGGUCGUUUCCUCAUGGUGUUAACAUCAAUCAACACCAAAUUAUCUUCAGGAACAUCACCUACGUGGAUGCCCCCGACCAGAAGAAACUUUUUUCCUACGACGUUGGAUCCAAGGACACGUACUCGACGUACUACAUGACAUUCAGCGACGCCGAUGGAAGCAUGACGCUAAGAAGAGAAAACAACAAUAAGCCGUGCGCACCGACAAUUGCCGGAACUGCCGGGAUGAUCCACUCGGUGAGCUCAGGCGGAGACUCGGAUGAUCUCAUCCACCUUCCUGCGAACAUGUGGUACAAACUCACCGGUCUGGAUGAGGCGAUUUCGAGAGGCACGAACACAGCCGACGACCGAUGCGCCCUGCACACCGAAUCCGAGUAUCCGUUCUGGCUCUGCGACCAAGGUAAAGUAAACGUUGGGUCCUUUAUGCCCGUGCCAAACAACCAGGAUUCAAGAGACUCCAAAAAGGAGUUUGGCAGGUUGACGCACUGGGGAGACACCAUCGCUCAAGGCGUUCCCAUGUCUGGUCAGGCGCAGGUAACCGGUCCAUUCGAGCAUUCUAAGCGCGGUGGCUGGUUCAUCCGAUUUUAUCAGUCCGGCGAUAACAGCGCCUCGACGGCGGCGCCCAAAAAGCUGGAGAUUGACAAGGUCCAGCUGGCGGCGGAGAAGCAGGUGCUCAUGAUCGCCACGGAGUACCCAUCGGGCACGACGUUCGCCAUCACGCGCAAGUACGGAAGCGGCUCGGGGGACGUGUACACGUACACGGCGGCGUCCAGCGUCGAGGAGGUUCGCGGCGACGACGCCGGCACAACGUAUUUCUUCGACGACACCUACCUCUAUCUCCGCCUCUUCCCGUCGGGCGACAAGCACGAGUACUUUGUCGACGGGCCCAUCUGGGUCCCUAACCGAAAGGGUGGGCGCGAGACUACCGUGGAGGCGACUUGGUCGUCGGGCUCGGGCUGCGGCACGGACAAUUGGUGUCCGCUGACGUCUCCGGCUGAUCCGCCGGCUCGCGACGUUGGCGUGGUGGAGAACCCUAUGACCGUCGUCGAGACGGCCGCGUGUCCGACGCAGUCCACGCUCUGGCCGCUACGCUUGCAAGCUUCGUCCAGCUCUUCGAGCUCUGGCUCCGGCUCUGGCUCUGGCUCUGGAUCCCCACCGAGCGAAGACAAGAAGGACGACAAGAAGGACGACAAGAAGGACGACAAGAAGGACGACAAGAAGGACGACAUGAAGGACGACAACAACAAGAAAGAUCUCUCGGCAGACGAGAAGGCCCAGAAACUCGAGGAGAAGAAGAAGCAGGCCGAGGAGACCAAGGAGAAGAUGCUCGCCAAGAUUGAAAAGAAGCUUCAAAAAAAAGCGGACAAACUGGCAAAGGCUGCGCUCGAAGGCAAGAAGGUGAGAAAGCUGAAGGCGAAGAUAGCCGCGCUGACGGAGGAGGCAGCCUGCUUAAAGUUUUACGAGGACUCGAAGAUGGACUCGAGCCUCGGCGAAUGCGUCGCGACGAAGGUGACCUCGCGUCGCCGCGGCCGCCGCCUCCUCGCCGAAAACUACGACACCGAGCUCAUCAUGACCGAGGAUGAGAUCAGCGUGGACGCACUCCAGGCGGCGGAAGCGGCCCUCGUUGCGAGCGGCGCCGAGGGGGUGACAUCCGCCGCCUCCGUCGAUCCCAUCGAGGAGCUCAAGGUCAUCCCCGGCGUCGAAGCCGACGACGUCGCGACGUUUGAGGCGCAGGUGGAUGAGGUCGUGGCUUUGUCCCCCGCGCCCGCGCCGCCCACGUCGGCACCCCCGCCGCCUACCCUGGAACCCGCUCAAUCGGGAACCUCCCGCGCCGCUCGCUUCGUGACUGCGGUGGUCCUGGCGGCGUCGGCGGUUCUCCUCGCGUAA